Molecule: messenger RNA, 1976 nt
Organism: Danio rerio (zebrafish)
Lineage: Eukaryota; Metazoa; Chordata; Actinopteri; Cypriniformes; Danionidae
Gene: atp2b4
Product: ATPase plasma membrane Ca2+ transporting 4
Biological process (GO): calcium ion transmembrane transport
Cellular component (GO): membrane; endomembrane system
Molecular function (GO): ATP hydrolysis activity; ATP binding; P-type calcium transporter activity
Source: RefSeq, marked provisional
CCAGCCACGGCAACCAGUGAUUGAAACUGUCUUUUUCGUCGCGCGGUGAAGGGUUGCGUUUAUCCGCACUUUUCCCGGCGGUUAAACGGCGGCGAAACAAACAGAGCAGUUAACACGCAGAAAACAAGAUUUAAAACCAAACAAAACUUGGAUCUGUUGCGUUUGCGUUCCGUAACCAACGCGGAACAUACCUCUAUCUCUUUUGUGAUUAUUUCCCUUUUUCUCUGGACAAGAAAAGGCUGUUGGAUUGGAUUCGAGCAGACGGGCUUUUUACUUCAGAACGGCGUGAUAAGAAGUUUCUACGUGUUUUAGACUUAACUCGGAGGUCGCAUUUUAAAUGUAGGAAAGGCGACUAACGAUAAUUCCAUCCUGCUGGUUGACUGGCACCAAUUCCAAAGUUACUUUCCAGAUGCAGAGUAAACAAACACGGUUUGCAAGCGACGAAAGACAUUGCCUAUCCGUGUAAGCGUUUACUUAGAGACCUUUUGCGUCUUUCAUCAUUGGGAGUUUUGAGGAGAGGGCUUGUUUUUGAGGAGAAGGCUUGUUUCUCGAUGCACUGAAUGAGGAGGAACGUCCCAUGUGUGGCAUUCACUCUUUCUGACAACCCUCCAGCCUUAAGUUUCUCUGUGGUGCGUCUUGAGUCUACAUUCCUUUAUCACCAAGUCUUACAAUUAAACCAGAAUGGCUAACAACAGUGCAGACCAUCCGCCGGGGAACUCUGUCGCCGAGGUCGACCAUGAAGGGGACUUUGGUUGUACAAUGAUGCAGCUCCGUGAGCUGAUGGAGCUCCGCAGUGGCGAGGCUGUCAGCAAGAUUGCAGAAUGCUAUGGAGAUGUGCAAGGGAUCUGCCGUAGGCUCAAGACCUCACCUAUCGAGGGACUCUCCGGUAACCCUGCUGAUAUAGAAAAGCGGCAUACAUCGUUUGGUAAAAACUUUAUCCCCCCGAAGAAGCCCAAGACUUUUCUGCAGUUGGUAUGGGAGGCCCUGCAGGAUGUCACUCUUAUUAUUCUGGAGGUGGCAGCCAUUAUUUCUCUCGCCCUGUCCUUCUACCACCCGCCAGAGGGAGACAACGCCGCCUGUGGCGAAGUGGGAGGUGUAGAGGAUGAAGGUGAAUCCCAAGCAGGUUGGAUUGAAGGUGCUGCCAUCUUGUUCUCUGUUAUUAUUGUGGUGCUGGUGACGGCCUUUAAUGACUGGAGCAAGGAAAAACAGUUCCGUGGGCUGCAGAGCCGCAUUGAGCAGGAGCAAAAGUUCACAGUGAUCCGCAAAGGUCAGGUCAUCCAGAUCCCGGUGGCUGAAAUCGUCGUGGGAGAUAUCGCACAAAUCAAAUACGGUGACCUUCUCCCUGCUGAUGGUAUCUUGAUCCAGGGUAAUGACUUGAAAAUUGAUGAAAGCUCCCUGACUGGGGAGUCCGAUCAGGUCCGCAAAUCUCUGGAAAAGGACCCCAUGCUCCUUUCUGGAACUCAUGUGAUGGAAGGAUCUGGCCGAAUGGUGGUCUCAGCUGUGGGCCUGAAUUCUCAGACUGGAAUCAUUUUCACCCUGUUAGGCGCCGGUGAGGAUGAGGAGAAGAAGGUGAAGAAAGGUGAGAACUUAAAGCACUUUCAUUCUCAUUUAGAUAACUCUCUCUUUGAGUGAGUAAACCAGUCUGCCUCUCUAGUUGGGAGGUUACCUGCCGUCAGCCAGCCACAGGUAAGAGCUAUUUACCUGAUUUGCUGAACUGUCUCCCUCCCCCAAAACGCCGGCUUUUCUGAAACCCUUUGCCAUGGUUACAAUUUGCCAUUAUUUUAGGCAAUAAUCACAGUUAGUGGAGAGAUGUACAAUGCCCCUUGAGUCACUUUCCAUUGUACUAACUCUUUUAUCUUAUAAGUUUUAGUUUGAUUUUGUGUUUUCUUUUUCUCCAUUUUUUUUCUCUGUUAGCUCAUAUGCUACAGUAAGUUUGGCUAGUUAUUUCUAAUAAGCCGAAUGUAUAAAAAAAAAAA